This is a messenger RNA of Dentiscutata erythropus, 981 nucleotides long. Lineage: Eukaryota; Fungi; Glomeromycota; Glomeromycetes; Diversisporales; Gigasporaceae. The record is from the annotation of a GenBank genome assembly.
AUGAAUUCGAACCAAACGUUAUUAACAACCGGUGAACCCCGUGUAGUUCGCCGACAACCUCGUGGUACGAUUAAUAGAAGAGCUUGUGAGAAAUGUCGUCAACUAAAAAUUAAAUGCGAUGGUGAUGCUGAAAAAGAUUUGCCUUGUUCAAAUUGUGAUGCUGGAACUUGUGUUUUUGAUAAGUCACCUCGAAAAAAUCGUCAAGUAGAAAAAUUGAACACACAAGUCAACAAUUUAGAAGUAUCUUUGAGACAAACUCAUGAUGACUUUCAACAAAAAUCGGAGAAACUUAAACAUACUAUUGAAACUUUGAAAAUGGAAAAACAAAUUCAAAGCCAGUUAUUUGAUUGUUACAAUUAUUUUAACAACAGUCAAGAAAACCAAGCUGUCUUUCAACAAUUGAGAAAAUCUAUUGAAGAAAGCAGAUGUGAACUCCUUUGGCUACAUUUAAUGAAAGCUUUUCUUGACAAAUUGUUACAAAACGAAAAUCCGGAUGUUAUAAUUUCAAAUUUAAAGGUAAUAGCUGAAAACUCAUUAGCCUUCCGUGAACCUGAAUCUUCUUUUAUGAUUACUCCACCGGAACUAAUCGAUGAGGUAAUAAGAAUGCAACAAACUUCUGAACUAAAUAAUUCUUCGACAAAUACUGCUACUUCAAUGUCUGGAUCGGUUUCUCCAUCGCCUUCACUGGUAACGAAUGGAAUGGCGAGUGGAAUUGCUACUAUGUCAUUACGAUCACCGAUACCCGGCACUGGAUCGGAUGAUGGUUCAGAAAUUAACUCCCCGUUCGCUGCUUCGACAUCUCCAAUAUUUCCGAGUCCUGAUGCUCAAUACUACUCUCAACAAAAUCCGUAUCUAUCACCAUUACUUGGAAUUCCACAAAAUGUUGCUCCUAAUGCCGCCGGAACUCUCGAUUUAAAUUAUAUGGAUGUGAUUCCAAAUAAUUCUUUUGGUGUUUAUUACUCUGAUCAAAGUGAACAAUAA